GAUGACCUUUACAGAAAUACUUAGCGUUGAUUGGUUCAAAGCGUAGGGAUUCCGACCUAUUGAACAAUCGGGGAUAUUCCAGAUUAUAAUUUCCAGAAAAUAAAAGUGAUUUUAAGCAUUUUAUCCGGGAUAUAAAAUAUUUUUGUUCCGAAUGAACGAGGAAAUACAAUAUUAUACAAUAUUGUCAAUAUUCUAUGUCAUCAUGAAGCACAAAGUUUAAAAAGCAAGUCCAUUACUAGUUUUUGGUAGUAGACCUACUUUCAGACCCACUUUGAAAGGUAAGUGCAUGGCAUGGGCUUCUAUGCUUUGCUUUUAAACGCAUUCAUUAUUUUUAAUAGUAUGAUCACAUUAAUAGCAACUUAUAAGCCUAAAAAAAACCUAAUUUUUAACAUGAACACUCAAUUAAUUCAACAAAUUUCAGUUCAUUCCAGUUCAAAUCAGGCAAACUUUUAGGAAUGGUUAAUAAAAACAAAAUGAAAAAUUUAAAUACUAUUAUUUCAUUGACAUUGCAAGUCAGCUAAUGGCAAUGGCAUUUAAAAAAAAAAAUGCUUAUCAUGGUUAAAAAGAUGUUCGUAUGUAUAUAAUUUAUUACAAUUAAGGAGUUACAGGAAUAUUUCCCUAACUGCAAUAAUUGCUACGCUAAGAAUCAGGUCGACGCUAAAUUUUCCAAUGACCCCUUUCAAUAACUCCAAAAAGCGACGGGGGAGGGCGGAGGAGACAGCCCUUCCCAUCUCCGUGUUAGCGGCGUGUCCUGAAUGACGAGGUCAAAUUCCGUGAACAUGCCAUGCGGUCUUAGUUGGCCAGAUAAUUAAACAAACCUGUGGUCAAAUUAUUAUUUAUUCACGAAGACUUGCGUUGAUGAUAUUUAUGCAACUUUGUUUUAAAUGUAUUUUGUUUAAAAAAAGGAUUUUAUUAUAUUUUGGAUUCUUUGUAACAUAAAGAGUUCUUGAAUCUACGUAGAAAGGGAUACAUUUAUCAAAAUAUCUCGAAUGACAAACAGACAAAAUGGGCGUGUCCUAGAAAGUUAUAUUUAGUACGUGACUAAGAGGAUUUCCUGCCGACCAACGUCGUGGCGGUGUUUACAUCACGUGAUCAAACGUCAGCCGAAUGUUGCUUAAUCUGCGUUUGUGUCAUCGGCUAUAUAAAGGACUGAGCAACAUCUCGUUCGCCACAUAAUUCAUUCUGAACAUCCUACGCAGUGGUUAUGAUGCAGCACAAUUGAGUUGUAAUAUAGUUCGCGUUUUCAGCAGGCGAAUAGGAUUUUCAUGUUGGAAGAAGGAAAAUAAUUUAUCACUAAUAAUAUUGUAAGUAUUCUAUUUGCGAAGGAGCCUCUUUGAGUUGGAAUGUGACUUUUCUUUUUUGACCUUGCCGUAACCAUUUCCACGUGGUAUUAGCUGUGCGCAUGAACUGUAUGACUUUACAACUGCGUGGUGUGUACAUUUUGUUUCUAGAUUAUUCCGUUGGUUUUCUGGUAACCUGGUUUUGUUAUGCAACUAUAUAUUAUUAAAGUAAUUCAUUUCAUUGUGACCAAACAAAGUUAGAUGUAAUAUUAGUAUCCUAUAUUUCUAGUUUGCUUAAAAUAAUAAUUACAUUCAGAAAUAUACUUAAUUUUUUAAAAAGUAACUUAUUUAAACUUCGCCGAUAAAAACUCCUCACUGCUGAUUCACUAGUUAUGUACGCCGGUACUGUAGUUAGUAGUAUAAAUAGUAUGAACAGGCUAUAUCCGUAUCUCACUGGUUGUUAGUUGGUGACACAGCACAGAUCUUCCGACAUUUUGUCAUGUGAUCUCGCUUACAUGCUGACAUUUCUGUGAUUUAUCUUGUGUACUGUUACUUAGCACUAGCAUAUCUGUCGAAGCUAUAAAAUAGAAAUUAGCGUCAGUUUGUUCACAUUGCGAUUGACGUCGACAUUUGGUUCGUGGUAAGACGAGUUCAUAGACUAACUCUAGUGGUUGGUACCGUAGUAACAUGCCGUCCCGUGGCCGUGUCUAUAUUUAUCUGCUGCAGCUAGCCUUUUAUUAUUAGUGAUCAGGCCGAAAAUCAUUUAGGCCUAUUAUUAAAUUUUAAUGUAAUUUAAGUCCCUCAAAGUUUUGUAAAAGGUCAUAGGCCUAAUUCAAUAUACCCGGCAUAUAUUUAUAUAUUUGUCACAAUUUGGAUACAGUGACAGCCUACUGUACUGUAGGCUACACAAAUUCAAAUACAUAAAGUUGUCCGAGUAAGCUAAACUCUUCCUUCUCCUGUAUGAAGUUAAUGAAGAAAGCUAAGCCUAAGCUUAUUUUAAAAAAUUAAUUUUUAUUUUAUUGAUAUGGUCAUUUAUAGUACUUGUGUUACUAUAGACUAUAGUAUCUAGGUGUAAGUUUAUGUCAAUCACUAUUAUUAGGUCUCAGUGGUACUCAACUUUCCUAAUGCAGUGACUCUUUAGUAUAGUUCCUCAUGUUGUGGUGCCCAACCACUAAGUUAUUUUCGUUGCUACUUCAUAACUGUUGGGCGCUGCCCACAAGUUGAGUGCCGCUGUAUAUAGUAUAUGGUAAACCUAUGUAUUAGUACUCAGCCCAAGUAUUCGGAUUAACCCUAAAGCCUAGAGUAAAGACACUAAAGUCAUUUAAUUUUAUGCAGCGCAAUGACACUUUAUUUACACAUUGGCAUUGUGGACCUUGUAACGUUGAUGUACAUUGAAUUGAAUAAGCCUAGUCGUACAUUGAAUUGAAUAAGCCUAGUCAUUUUUAAGCCUCAUAGGCAUUUAGGGACCUGAUUUACUUUCGUUUCAGUCUGCAAGAUAAAUAAAUCUCUUAAGACAGGAAGGUCUACAUUCUGCUGCUAGUAUCAAAUGAAAAUGACAAUCUCAAAUAGUUAUUGAGUGGUCUCUAUUUAUUUUUUGUUCUCAAUUUUUUAAUAUGUAACCUUGAUUAAUUUCAUCAGUGUCAAUACAUUUUUUGUACUGACUACAAUAAAGGUGAAUUAUUUUUUUUGGCCCUAUAUAAUGUUUUUUUGUUUUUUUUUUCAUAUCUAACAGAUUACUCAUCAGCGUGAACUUGAAAAAUAAGUUGUAAAAGAUGACAUCUCAGAAAAGAUACCGCCACCACCAGCAAGACAGUAACAACGGAAGCUCACGUUUCCGAGACCUACCCCCUAGAUUUAAAAGGCAAAAGUCAUCCUCCUCACCACCACCUAAACCUCUUGCAUCAUCUAAUGAAGAAAACAAUUAUUCAGAAAAUACCUCAAGAAUUCUUGUUCAAGACAUGUCACCAAUGACACCUCCUGGUGCCACUGCUACUUCUGAUGGUUUGAAAGUUUUGCCAGGUCUAGAAAGAACAAAUUUAGGCCUGAGCAAGUUGAGCCCAGUAACUCUGCCUAAUGAUUCAAUGUGGACAAUGUUGCCAAGGAAAGAACAGCAGCCUGUAUUGUCACCUGUAGACAAUAUGCACUUUAAUAACUUUUCCAGCAGCAGACAAUCGCCACCUGCACACAUUCCUUUGGGAACUCACUUUGGAUAUAGUCCUCCAAUGUCUCCAUGGUCCAACACAAAUACAGCUGGGUACCCCGGGCAAACUGCUGGGAUCUUUGUACAGAGCCCCUGGUCGCAAUCAAGUUUUGAUCCAUAUUCCAAUCAAAGGCUAAGGAGUCCUCCCAGUUUCAGUUUGAAUAACGAGAAUCAUGCCCCAAACAUCAAUAUGAUGCCUCAGCACAGUCCAGUCGCCCCUUGGACAAAAUCAUCAUUUUCUCCACAGCCUGUUGCUUCAGCCACUUCCCAAGCUCAGCGUCUUUUGUCUAGCAGUUCUCCUCCCAUAUUAAAAGAAAAUACCCAACCCAUUGAGAGUCCCAAACCUGACAUAGAUUACUCUGAUCCAGACAUAAGAACUAUUGAAAUGUUGCGUGAGCUGGAGAGAGUUGCUGAUGAGAAAGAUAAUGAUGAUUUUGGUGUUGACAGAAAGUCAUUGGUGUCCCACCAUCUGCGGAUGCUAAUGUGUGCAGUUGACAGAUACACAGAGGGUGUGGAAGUAGAGCUCACGCGUCGUGAGGAAGUCACACAAAAGACGGAAAGUCCCGUUCAUACCCCUCGACAAAAUUCGCCAGCUCCGUCAAUGACUUUGUGGACUCAAGAUCCAAUGCUGAAGGGAAAAGAUUCUCCAAAAAAGACGGAGAUCCUGAAUUGGAAUCAGAAUAAAAAUGCCUCACUGCUUUGGCAAGAACAGGAAAGAAAGGCUGCAUCUACUAAUCAACAAGGUGCAAAGAGUCCUGCCAAAAUUUGUAACCCACCAGCUCUUACACCUCCGCUGCAGGCAAAAUCUGUUUGGGAUGAAGAAGUUAGGCCAGUACAGCCAGGUACACCAGCCUGGGACCUCUGGUCUAGUCCAUCCUUUGAUUUUUGUGGUGUUCUCGGUAAUCAAGGCUCAUGCGACAGCUCUGACAUGCCUUUUUUUGAUUUCUUUGGCAACUGUAAUAGAGGGGAUUUGCUUGGUGCUGAGGAGAUGAAGGAAAGGAAACCCCUUUACAAGCGAUAAGUGAUGAAUUCCUCUCCUUGAAUCGUGAUACUGUUUUCUUCUUCAAUCGUAUUUUAAAAUGUUAACUAAUUUUAAAAUUACCCGAAGUGUACUCCUAAAAUGGAAAAUUGUAUUUAUAUCUCUGGUUUGGGGACAUAUGCCAUCUUUUGUCUUUGAGUAUUUUGUUUGGAUGUUAGAUUUAUGCAUCUUGCUGUUCAUUUUGAUGAACAUAUUUUGAUUAUUUAUACAUGAUCUGAUUCAGGUUAUGAUGAUCAACCAUUGAAUUUUGAUUCUCUACUUGUUUUUGUUCUCAUUUAUUUUCCCCAUAAGUUGUAAGUCAUUAACUGGAUAUUUAUAAACAACAGUUCUUGAACUUGCCAUGAUGUAUUUACUUCUUAUUUAUUAAUGCUGAACGCACUUGAAUGGAUUAGCUGCUGCUUAACACUGUGCUCGAUCAUCUAAUGUUACAUUGGGAAGUCGCGUCGGCGGGCCGUUUAGCAUGGGCUCUUAAUGCCCUCCCCAACGCACCUCCACACAGCCCAGGCGCUGGAAUGAUUGAAUUGACAAUAUGUGUUUACUGCCUUGACAUUUUCCCCAUGGUCGUAUCUGCAUACUGUGCUACCUGUGGUAGAAGGUACUCUAAACAAAUCAAAUACUUUGAUCAUGCCGGCCAUUUGGAGGUCUUGUUAAAUCUUAGGCGAUGCAUUUCAAGUGCUACCGGUAGUUAAUUUUGCUUAUCAUUUGUAAUAAUUUUGAUUAUUAUUUGCCUAUUAGCUUUAAUGAAUCUAAAGCCUGUAUUAAACAGAUUCCGAAAAAAAAAAUGCUUACAUUUCUACGUGUCCUCGCAAGAUUAUUGCAGACUCUUUGAAUGUUCCGAUUUAAUUUUCUACUUUUGCCUUUGGCUAUGCACCUUUCUUUUAACUUCCAUAAUGUGCAAUUUUGUAUCAACUGAGUACGUAUAUCACUGGAUUGUAUAAUAUUUGUAUCAAACUGUAAUUAUGUAUCUAAAUCUAAUAUUUUUCACAGCUGAAUUAUGUCUGAUUACACAAUAAUAUGAGCAUCCACUUAUUACAAGAGAAAAAAAUUGCCAAUGAUUUGUCCAUAUAUAGUGGAUAAUUAUUAAUACUGUAGAUCACCAACUUGUGUUUCCUUCUAACACUUGUACGCGCCUGGCAAGUGUAUUUUUGAUGUAUGCACAGCAAUAAGUAAGAUUAUAUUACACAGGCCUGGUGAUGAUUGUAUAGAAAAAUCGCGCUUUCAGUAUCUUCAGGGUUGAAGGAAUUUUUUUGAAAAAAUAUUUUUUGAAAUACUUCUUGUACAAAGUAACUAUUGUAAAGCUGUUAAAUAAUGUAAAUUAAUCUUGAGUUAAAGUUUUGACAAAUGAGCUGUAAAUUUGUAAAACAAUAGCAAUUCGUCCAUAUUUGUCAUGUCACUAACUUUUUGUGUGCCAUUGAGCAUAUCCAGGGGGAGGGAUUGUUUAUUUAUCUUGUAUUCUAUUGUAAAAAUUCAGAGCUACAGAAAAAAAGUGUCUUGAUUUAAUAAAAAUGAAAAAAAAAAUAAUUGCAAUAAAU
This is a messenger RNA of Lymnaea stagnalis (great pond snail), 6051 nucleotides long. The record is from the annotation of a GenBank genome assembly. NCBI's taxonomy places the organism in Eukaryota, Metazoa, Mollusca, Gastropoda, Lymnaeidae.